This is a messenger RNA of Ostertagia ostertagi, 186 nucleotides long. The record is from the annotation of a GenBank genome assembly. NCBI's taxonomy places the organism in Eukaryota, Metazoa, Nematoda, Chromadorea, Rhabditida, Trichostrongylidae.
AUGAAUACGACGCCUCCCAGAUCCAAACGAGUGGUUAUUCUGGUCGUAGCUGUGUGGCAAGUCCGAGCGCAACUGCUGUACUGCAAAGUGGACUCGUCUGGGCCCUGCGUCUCGGGUAUGUGCCCACUGCCGACAGAUCAGUGCAUCAACACCCAGUCCGGAGAAGUGUGUUGCAACAAAGGACCA